AUGGCCAUAACAGCAUCUCUGUCCUUUAUACAGCAAAGCCUCAUUCUUAUCCCUCUACGGUCAAUAGCUAUAGCAGUUCUUCUCAUCCCUUUUCUUUAUUUCAUUGUUAAUGAAUUCAUCCGUGCUUCCUCUCGUAUUCCUGGAUUCAAAGGGCCCCGUGGUCUACCUUUAAUUGGGAACAUCGCCCAAAUUCGCAAGAAUGCUGCUGAACAGUAUCGCAUAUGGUCCAAGACCUAUGGGCCCGUUUAUCAGAUUCAGUUGGGGAAUAUUCCGGUAAUCGUUGUGAACUCUGCCGUCUCUGCAAAGGCAAUUUUUGGGCAGAAUGCACAGGCCUUAAGCUCACGGCCUGAGUUUUACACCUUCCAUAAAAUCGUGUCCAACACUGCUGGCACAACCAUCGGGACUUCUCCCUACAGUGACUCGUUGAAAAGACGUAGGAAGGGUGCCGCCUCAGCCCUUAACCGGCCGUCGGUAGAUUCCUAUGUCUCGCAUCUGGAUGCAGAAUCCAAGGCAUUCGUGGCGGAACUUCUUAAGUAUGGAAAGGGUGGGAACGUACCCGUGGAUCCCAUGGCGAUGAUCCAACGCCUCAGUCUGAGUUUGGCAUUGACUCUCAACUGGGGCGUGCGUGUGGUAUCACAGGAAGAGGAUUUGUUCAAUGAGAUCACCUACGUGGAGGAAGAAAUAAGCAAAUUCAGGAGCACCACGGGCAAUCUGCAGGAUUACAUACCUCUCUUGCGGCUAAACCCCUUCAAUACUAACUCGAAGAAAGCCAAGGAGAUGAGAGAUCGGCGAGAUAAGUACCUCAAUGGACUCAACCGUGAUCUAGACGAUCGUAUGGAGAAAGGAAUCCAUAAACCCUGUAUCCAAGCCAAUGUCAUCCUUGAUCAGGAAGCAAAGUUGAACUCAGAAGAACUUACCUCAAUCAGCUUGACUAUGCUCUCAGGAGGGCUUGAUACUGUUACUACGCUUGUGGCUUGGAGUAUCGGUCUCCUUGCCAAGCGCCCAGACAUUCAAGACAAAGCCGCGGAAGCGAUUCUGAACAUGUAUGGUCCUAACCAACCAAUGUGCGAUGCUGCAGAUGACCAGAAAUGCGCCUAUGUUGCUGCGCUGGUACGAGAGUGUCUAAGGUACUUUACGGUCCUUCGCUUGGCUCUCCCUCGGACAUCGAUCAGAGAUAUUACCUACGACGGCAAUAUAAUUCCUAAGGGAACAGUUUUCUUUCUAAAUUCGUGGGCUUGUAAUAUGGAUUCCGAAACCUGGGGCGACCCGGAGGAGUUUAGGCCAGAAAGAUGGUUUGAACAGCCCGAUGCGCCUUUGUUCACUUACGGGCUAGGCUACCGCAUGUGUGCAGGCUCACUCCUUGCUAACCGCGAACUGUAUUUGAUCUUCAUGCGCACCAUUAACAGCUUCAAGAUUGAACCAUAUGACGAGAUCAACUGGCACCCUGUCCAUGGCAAUUCAGAUCCUACAAGCCUAGUGGCAAUUCCGAAAAAGUAUAAGGUCAGAUUUAUUCCCAGGGACAAUAAAUUGCUUGAGGAUGUUCUUGGUUCAACGUCUUCAUUGAAGCAUGCUAUAUGA
Messenger RNA from Aspergillus nomiae NRRL 13137, 1578 nucleotides. RefSeq names its product cytochrome P450. NCBI's taxonomy places the organism in Eukaryota, Fungi, Ascomycota, Eurotiomycetes, Eurotiales, Aspergillaceae. The coding region runs from base 1 to 1578 and encodes 525 amino acids. The transcript is spliced from 4 exons. The record is from RefSeq and is a predicted model, not a curated record. Gene Ontology annotation, molecular function: monooxygenase activity; oxidoreductase activity, acting on paired donors, with incorporation or reduction of molecular oxygen; heme binding.